GGGGCCACCUGAUUGGUUGCACUGCAGGGCGGAAGUGCGUCUGUUUCCCCAGCUGAGUGCUGAAAACAAAACAAGUCAAGCUGCGACUGCAUCAUGAUGGAUGAGCUGGUGCAGGACUUGGUGUCUGCACUGGAGCAAGCCUCAGAGCAGACCAAAUUAGGGGAGCUGUGGGAGGAAAUGGUCCUGAGUCCGUUGCAGCACCGACGGCAGAUUCGCCGCCGCAGAGGUCGGAAACGCCUUCACGAGUCCUCCAUCUAUCCUGUGGCUUGCAGGCGUCGCUGGAACGAAGCGCCUGAAUCUAGCAUGGAUGAGGCCAAAGAGUACAGAGAGAACUUAUCCUCCUCUUUUUCCACAGCUGUGGCAAACUACAGUGAUUCAGACGACAUGGCCACUGCCGACCACUGGCCUCAUGUUGCCAGGGCCCCUGUCAGAUCAACGGUCCCUGGCAGAUCCAGACAUCCGUCCUGGCCAGAGUCUGAUUCCUUCACUGAUAGUAAUCCAGGGCAGCCUCUCAGAAGGCGCAGGAAGGUCAAGCGUAUGAAUUCAAACAUGACAAUCAGACUUCAGCAGAAGCUACAUGACGGAAGGAAGAGGCACAGGCCUUCUAAGUUGCAACGUUUAUCGGGAUCUAGAAGAAGGUCAAGCAGUUGGACAGCAGCCGAGAGACAGGCUGAAGGAGGCAAAGUGAUGGGAAAGGAGUGUUGGAAAAGACAGAUGGCCAAGGAACGUAGAGAUGCUCCAGAUGAGAAUAUGUCUGAUGGGGAAACCAGCAGCACGUGCAGUAGUGACCCCGGUCUGUUCACCAAUGAUGAAGGAAGACAAGGUGAUGAUGAGCAGAGUGACUGGUUCUUUGAAGGGGACUGUGGAGUUGGACUUCUGCCCAACUGGGACUCUGACAACCCGCUUUCGCUGGAGGACAGACAACCCUCCAAUUUCCUCCUACCUGCGCAACGCUCUGUCAGAGGGUUUCAUUCACAUCUUAAACGACUGCCUUGCUCCACUGCCUGCUGCAUCAGACGGGACAGGCGGCGUCUUCCUAGAAAGAACAAUAACAUACCAGUGUUUGUGGAAAGACUCAGACAUUUCUCUGCAGAUCACAGCCAGAGAAAAUUUUGGCUACCACCUGUUGGAAAGCAAGACAGAAACCAGUUAAAUCCUUUGUGCCAAUUACAGAUGUGUCCCAAUGACAUGAUGAUGUCAGAGAGCUCCCAUCUCAGAUGUUCCCCCUCAGCCAUCAGAAACAUGCAGAUUAAUUUCGUUCCAGGAAUGUUGUGCUCAGCAGACGUGCGAAGGAAGAAAGAAGCAGAAGCUGUAUUCAUCACAACAUCAGCUAACAACCCAUUUCAUAAUGAUCACCAGAACGAAGGAGCGAAAGAAGGUUCGUUCAGUAACCCACCAAACGAAGAAACAGUAGGACCAACUAUACCCGGGUCUCCUACUUCUACUAAGCCUGCGAGUUCAUGUUUACUCCAGAGAAACCAUGAGGACACUUGAAGAAAGUUUGAAAGACUCAUCUAAUCCUUAAAGCUAUUGUGCCUGAGAAUGAAAUAACUACAACCCCUUUCUCCUCCACAAACUUUACAGUAAAGAAUGAAAAAAUACAAAGCACAUCAUUAGUCUUCAAAUCAGAAUGUUCCUGCUCGAUUCAGCCAUUCCAGGUAGUAUAUUAAGCAUGACAAAUGUUAAUGCAAUCAAGCCCUGUUAAGCCCUCCACCAUCUCCUUAAGGAACAUGGCAGCUUCAAGUGGGUCCUCGUUUGACUCAAGACUUUCCUGCUCUUCUUGUUUCCACACCGAGGCUCCAGGCCACCCGCCACUGCAUAAUCCAGUAAUUAUGUCCACUCCCAUAGCACAGCACUUGUCAGCAGGAACUUUGAAAAGUGUAGCCAGUUGAGGCUCAAUGGCCAGGGGGCGCCUGCUUCACUUUAAGGCAACUAACAAUGGCUGUAGAGCAGCUAGCUCUGAGGCAGAUGAACAUCACAAUGUUUAGCUGCCACAUGCUGUUGGAGGGUUAAGAGAGGCGACCACCGCUGGCGAGCCACACAAAGUACAGGCCUCCUAUUAGCAUGGAUUUGAAAAGCUACUGUUGCUACAAAGGUGCUCAUUAGCACAACACAGAGGGAGCGUAGUCACGGUCCUCCGAGGGCCGCCUCUGUUCUCUUCAGGUUACCUUCUAUAUUCAAAUAUCCCCAAACGGAUUUAAAGUUUAAGGCUGGCAGCAUGUCUGUUUGAAAAAUCCGAUUUUUUCUUUGCAGCGCUGGCUGAGUUGCAUUUAGAGCUUGAUGGAUUCCAGCAAAGAGGAACUGGAGAUGGAAAGAAAGAGAGUUAUAUUUAGUAUUUUCACAACCCCUUUGGCUAUAUAAUAUCCCAGUGCUAUCACUAUUUGGAUGCAUUUUAAAAUAUCAAUGGCAGCAUAUGGAGUAAACCAAGGAAAUAACAAUAAAAAAGCAAAUAAGUAGGAUUUUAAGUUGAUGAAUAUGCCUAAAAAGGAUAUAAAACACUUCAGUUUUUUUUUAUUAAUUUUAGUGCAGUAGCACUAUGUCACAUGACAAAUGUAGAAACCUCUACCCUCUAAUUUAAGUACAUAUAUUCAGCAGGAAAAGCUGUGUCCAAACUUUGUGUUGCAGCUUUUAGCAACAGUCAGUUUCAAACAUUUUACAAAGUUGGAUCGUACAGAAAGAGGGCUCUCUUGGAUUUUCUCUGCACAAUCUCUCCCAUUCGAUAUAUAGUACUAAGCCGCCCUUCUGCUACUUUCUCUUUAGCCCAGGCUACAGGCUUUUCAUCAGUCUCAGUACUAAGAUAGCAUUCGAAAAUUUAGAUUUUGUGUCCAAUUAAUGAUGUCUGUGUUGAUAUCCCUAAAUUAGUAAGGUUUAAAGAAGGACUUAAACUCUGACUUGAAGACAUUUUGCUCUUUGUUCAAAGAGCUUCGUCAUGAUUAAAACACCCUAAGCUGUUAUGGAAAGCUCUGUGUUUAUACUUUGAAGCUUUCUCUCCCUGGUACUUUCCAUGAGAAGAGAUCACUUGGGGCAAACGCUUUAAAAUAAUAAAAAUAACGCUUUAUAAUGUACAUGUAUUUAACAACCCUGUGGACAAUGUCUUUCAUCUUAACAUGGUUCUCAGCCUCUUUAAAAAGGAAAGAGGCCCACAUAAUCACAGAUGCUCUGCAAUGUUUAAUUUGCCAAGAAUUUUUUUUUCACGUAUUUUAUACCCAGAUGAAGUGUUUGUUACUAAAAUACAAAAUCUUGGCAUCAUCUGACAAAAUACAUUGUUCUGGCCAAAAUAAGUGAAGAUGUGGUACUUACAAAAAAGGCCUUCUCACUGCAUCCAAUAACCAGAUAGUACAUAAAUAGGCUGUUAUCUAUUUUACGACAUUUUAGUGUCUCAAAGAACAUCCAAGAAAUGGCUCCAAGACACGCGAUCAUACAAGCAGAGUCGCUGUCUUUGCCUUGCAACAGGCCACUUGGUCUCAGUUCAAAUCUUCAUUUUGAAUCCCAGUUAAAUUUAACCCAUUUCAUUUUUUUUUGUGAUGGUCUAACAGACAAAGUCUCCCCAGAACAACACUUCACUGCUCUUCCAUUAGUCCCCUCAGUGUUGCAUUCAGAUACACAAAAAGGUAAAAAAUAAAAGAUUAGAGAAAAAAAAAAGAGAGUAAUAUGAGUCCCUGUGUAGAGCGCACCACAGGCGCUAAAAGAUAUUGACAUUUGUGAAAUAUGAUAUUUAUACCAAAAAUAAACAAAGUCAUGGAUUACUGAUAUGGAGUUACUAAAAAUAGUUUAAAUCUAAAAAGCUCUCAUUACAUUUAUUUUAUAUAUUACAAAAGUAUCUAUGACACUGCCAAUAAACACAUUUUUUCCCCUCUUUACAUAAGAGAACUUAAAUUUAAGGUUGAAUUUUCCCUACAUUUCCAGUGAUAUAAUUCUGCUGCAAUUGUAUCUAAAUUGAUUCUAAGGUAUUAACCACAUCUUUUCCUGGGUUACCAGCAAAGAUUCCAGUUACUGAUGAAUUGCUUGUCAUAGAUGCAAACAACUUAUUUUGUUGAAGCAAGUCUAAGGGAUUUGGUUUACUACAUGCUUUUUUUUUUAACAAAAGUAAAUCACAUUUUUAAUCAUAAUAAAAAUUUACCGAUAAACACAACAGCUGCAUGACAUGUCUUCAGAAACUGUAAAGCAUUUUUAAAGAGAAGAAUUAAUUGCAUUUAAUAAAAUUAGAUUUGCUAAUUAAUGUGAGUUAUAUGUCUGCAGUAGUGGAUGUGAGAAGGAUUUAUGUGAUCAUGCUGGGGUGGGAUGACAUUUAUAAAUGCUGUGUGGGCACACUAUUUUAAAUGGAUGUCUAGCGCAAGACAUGCUGCAUAGAAAUCCGUCAGCGUUCAGAUCUUUCUAACCCUCACAGCCACUUCUGGUUCCUUCCUUUUCACAUCAACGAUACAAGUCUGAUAUUUUUUCACGUUUUCCUUUGCAGGAACAGGGGGCAACUCAAACUACCAGGGUAAACACUAAUAAUAGAAAACAGCCUUCAUAGAAAGAACUUUGAUCUAUAUCCAAAGUUUUAUCAGUUGAAACCCUUCAUAAUCUGGAUGAUAAGCAAACGGAAUUAGUUUUCUUUUUUAAAGCCACAUUUAAAGGUUUUCACUCACGUUGAAUAUUGCAGCAUUGACACAUAACUGAAUAAAAAUCAAUGUUUUGACAGAAGCCUUGAUGUCCAAUUUCAGUGUGAGCGGUAGAUCAGGUAGACCUAUUAAAACCACUUUUACAUAUACAAAUUUAAACAUGGUCAACCCUCCAUAAUUGUGUACAAUCAUGUUUGAAACUUUAAAGCUUUGAGCAUGGAUGAAAAUGUAUGAAUUUCCUCUUCAAUGUGAUUUUGUUUUUGUAUUGGAGGGUAACCCCUGUGAUAUAAUCAACUCGGUUUGAAAGCCUUCUAGUCAAGUUGACUAGAUCUCGUCCAUCCCUUUCCUAUACUCACAGUGAAUCAGUGCCCAUUUCAUUUGAAAUUUGUGGCAGAUGCAACUUUCCAUAAGAGUAGUGAUGAUUCUGGUCAAGUUAAAAUCUGUUGCAAUGUAAUCCUCAACCAUUUUAGCUAUAUUCCUGAAAACAGGAGUUUUUGAUUUCCUUUACUUUCACUCUUUUCCUCUCACUUGUUCGUCUUUGGACUAGGAAUCUGCAAAAUCUGCUUUAGUUUGACCUUUUCAUGGUGUUUGGAGCCUUUGCAAGUGAAGAAAAAAUCUGGAAUCAGUGCUGUGUUUGUACAGAUUUUGCUGAUUUUAAUUACAAAAAUGCAGCAGCAGAAGGAAUGUCUUGGCAUUAAUGUACAUAAUUCAUGUAAAUGUUACAAUUAUGGCUAUCAAGGCUGUUAGUUGUGUACUUAACUACAGUGGGGUCUAAAACAUCACUAGGUCAUCUGAUUUUGUGAUAAUAAUUAAAUGUAUGCACUUUGGGUUAAAAUACACAAACUCUCGUUCUAUAAUUUGAUUUGCAAAGCUGAACCAAUAGAUCAGAGUUCAUCCAAAAUUGCAACUUCCCCUCCUAGGUACAUUUUUUCUGGCGCAGAUUUCAACCUAGGUAGUCUGAUGUGGUAUGUGUUUCCUGCAUAGGAAAAGACAAAGUGGGCCAAAUAAUUAUUUCUUAAAAAUGCCCCAGUUCCUGCAGCGGAAAUGAGCAGUAGGUGCAUCAGUUCUAAAUGUAAAUCAGUCAGCAGCAGGAAAAGAACACCUGCUAUGGAAUAAUAAGCAAUCAGCAUAAUGAGACCUCGCCCAGACCUUAUACCUCAAAAUUAAUUUACAAUGGCCUGGAAAUAGGGGAAUGGCAUCUGUGGAGCUAGUCAAUUGUUCUGUUACAGUUAAGGAAUCCGGCAGGCUGGUUGCACUCAUAUUUCAUCCCAGGUAAAGAUUACCUGUCAGACCCAUGGGAGAUGUAUUGAUCUGUUUUCCUUUUUCUGGCAGCAAUCACCUGACAAAGGCACCUAGGAGGUAAAUGAAUGAGUGAUGCCUGGUUGGUCUGGCCCAGCCCGGCAGUUUCUGUUGUCCACUGAUAGGUUUUAGAGCUCAUGAGGAAGAGCAGCAACAAUGCUGUCAAAAACUCUGCUGGAAACUCAUCUAUGUGUGUAGAGUAAAAGCUCUAUGUGACACGGGUCGUAGGUCAAAGGAAAAUUUGCUUUUUAGCUUCUUUCUUGUUAGCGGUGUUUGUUCCUACUAUUUAGGCUAAUGUGUACUCAUCAUAAAAUUGUAUGCAGAAACAUCCCUCUGGUUCCCUAUAGCCGUUUCAUGGUGUCAACUUUGUUAAAGUCCCUUUGGAUUUUAGACAAAAUUCAGUUGGGUUAAACAGGCUUUGAAAGAGAACAUCCAAGCUGGUGUGGAUUCAUUUUUCCCCUCUUUCUAGUAAUUCUUUUUCUCAUUAUACUAUUGUUUCUUGGCAGCUAAUGUAGUUAUUUGUAAUUAUAUACUUGCCUUGUUAGAUAAAAUGUAUGUAUUAUCACUGACUUAAUGUAUCUAAGCUGUUUGCAAUGUACACAAAAUGUCUUGUGUUUAUGAUGUGAUCAUUUUAAACCUAAAAAAUGAGGAUUUAGGUACAAGGUCGUUAAAUGUAUUAAUGGAAUUACAGGAUAGAUUGCAUUGGAGAUACAUUACUUAAUACUCUUUUAUGCCAUUACAGGGAUUUAAGAAAAUCUUUGUGAUAUCACGGCUCCAAGGCAGCUAUCACUUUUGAAAAGUUGUGCAAAUUGCAUCUUAUCUCUUAAGGCUGCUAUCUUUAUGGAGGUAUGCCUAAUUGCUUUGCAAACUAUCUAAAGAGGAUUACUAAUCCUUCAGAGAGCACCUGCGCCCUAUUACGACACCUAAAAGACAUUUUACAAUUGUAGAAGUCAGUAUUGACCAAUUUAUGUAGUUGCUGCCUUCCUGGUUUCAUCACAUAGAUCUAAUGUAGAACAAUUGAAUUUGUUGGUUCCAUAAUCAUCAGUGAACUUUGUACAGCCAUAUAAAAUUGUUUUGAAAGGUUCUAGUUAAAACAAAGUUAUUCGUGUAUUUUAAAUGUUUUGGAAGCUUGACAGCUUCAGAAGUAUUAUGAUUUUUGUAUAAUAAAUGUCAGUAUUUAUGAAUUUUUAAAUGCAAUGAAUUUGUGUGUAAUAAAUUAGUUUUGGUGAUGUGAA
Messenger RNA from Cyprinodon tularosa, 7138 nucleotides. RefSeq names its product G patch domain-containing protein 2-like. The record is from RefSeq and is a predicted model, not a curated record. Bases 94 to 1494 code for a protein of 466 amino acids. The transcript is spliced from 10 exons. NCBI's taxonomy places the organism in Eukaryota, Metazoa, Chordata, Actinopteri, Cyprinodontiformes, Cyprinodontidae.